Molecule: messenger RNA, 948 nt
Organism: Dermacentor silvarum
Lineage: Eukaryota; Metazoa; Arthropoda; Arachnida; Ixodida; Ixodidae
Product: luciferin 4-monooxygenase-like
Exons: 5
Coding region: 51-860 (269 amino acids)
Molecular function (GO): CoA-ligase activity
Source: RefSeq, a predicted model, not a curated record
CGGUAGACGACUUUAUUUCUACGGCGAAAAAUGAAAAGGUGUCCCUUCUUAUGACGACACCUUCAGUGCUGAACCUACUGGCAAGCGCAGUCGCGACUACGGGUACGAGGCUUCCUUCAUUGAGGAAGGUUGUCAGCUUAGGUGCAACUCUGCCGAAGAGCACGGCGGUGCUCGUUAUCUCGGCGUUGAAGCCUACGGAAUUCCGGAAAGUCUAUGGCCUGUCUGAGGCGAGUGGAGUGGUCUGCUGCCGCCCAGCUGGUCGGUUAUGCUUCGACAGCGUGGGCUUUCCUGUUGCCGAUACACAAGUGAAGAUCCUCGAUCCGAAGUCCCAGAGGACGAUGCUUCCGCUGGAACGUGGCGAAAUAUUGGUGCGCUCACCGAACAUCAUGACAGGUUACUACAAACACUGCGAGGCGACAGCUGCUGCUCUCGACGCUGACGGCUGGCUGCGCACAGGUGACAUGGGCUACUACGACCACUCUGGGCGGCUAUUUGUGACCGAGCGGCUGAAGAGCGUCAUGAAGUGUUUCGACACCAAAGUGGAGCCCUUCGAGGUGGAGCAAUGCGUUCUCGUGCUUGAGUGGGUGGCCGAAGUAGCCGUGCUCGGUGUUGCGCACCCGGUGCUUGGAGAGCCACCAGCCGCUAUUGUUGUCCUGCGAGGAAAAUGUAAGGCGGAGGAACAUGGCCCCAUCGCACAGCGGAUCAAAGAACACGUGGCAGAGAGAUUGGCUGUUUACAAGGGACUACACGGCGGGAUAGUUUUCGCUGAAGAGCUGCCCAAAAACAGAAGAGGCAAAGUGCUGAAGCGCCAUCUGAUGAUUGAGUUUGUAAACCUUAAGAAGGCGGGAACGUUUUAUUGAAUGCUGUCGAGGACGUACACACUUGUAUGUUCUUACGUACUUUAGUUACAAGUCUGAUGUAGUGUAACAUUGAAAUACCAUAAGUUGA